Messenger RNA from Myxozyma melibiosi, 1615 nucleotides. RefSeq lists its product as uncharacterized. The record is from RefSeq and is a predicted model, not a curated record. The transcript has 2 exons. Lineage: Eukaryota; Fungi; Ascomycota; Lipomycetes; Lipomycetales; Lipomycetaceae. The coding region runs from base 124 to 1329 and encodes 401 amino acids.
GUCCCUUUGUUCCAUCACAGGCCUGGACUCACGCGCGCUCGCAGACUGCUUACUCGUUGGCAUCGUGAUAUCUGGCAAGGGGAAAAGCUUUUCACAAGAAAUAUACAUACAGCACACACGAAGAUGGCUACUACGCCGCCGCGGUUCACGUCAGACGCAGCGGAUGAUUUCGGCAUCGCGACGCCUGCUACGCCAAAGCAUGGGCCAAAGUUCGAUCCUGAUUGCUACACUAUUAGAGAUCGACGGCGGAAAGAACAACACGCUGCUGCUGCUGCGGCUAGCGGUGAUCAUAAACCAACAGAGCUAUGGACGACCAAAGACUCGUGGCAGUCAAAACCCGAUUGCGCAGACGAAGCUGAAGCCGAAGAGCUCGCGGCUCCGACUCCUAAUUCCCGCGGAUCGCGACUUAGAACUCGCACGAGAACAAUCUCUGGGCCGCAACCUGGUGCACCAAUGUUGACCCCGCGCGAGACUCCGGACGCGAGAAGACAGCGUCGGGCGCAGCAGCAUCAUCAGUUCGAGCAGGCGCUGACGACGCCAAAGGAGGUGUCUUCGGCGCUUGAAGUCGAUAGUGAAGACGAAGAGCUGUUUCCUACUUUCCCAACUGCGUCAAAAUCUAAGAGCGCGACUAGAUCGGCGGCGAGGAUACUAUUCCCGACUGCGACUUCGUCAAAGACGACCCCUUCGUUCAAGGUGUAUGAAGAUGAAGAGGAAAUUUUGCCGCAGAGGAGUAGCAAGAUCCCGGUGUUUAGAGACGCUGAUGUUUUUGACGAUCCGUUUAAUUCGUCUUUUGUUGCGUCCAAGAAACGGUGUAGAGCUAUACCAGACCGCCAAACGGAGUCUCCUGAUUGUCUACCGUCAAAGAAGGGCAUGAUGUUCGUCUUUCGUGGAAAAAAGGUGUUCCGCCCGUUUGACGAGGAAGGCGACCUCUCAGACGACGAGCUAGCAGUGGCUCCCAUAAAACCAAGGAUUCUUUUCCCCGAGGCUCAGAAGAAGGCAAAAGAGCUAUCCGGCGACCCCGAUGACCGCUCGCCCACCCUCCCAUCAUCAUCCUCGUCAAUCUUCGACGACGGGCUAACCAGCCAAGAGUCAGAUUUCUCGCCCGCUACGUCGCAGCUGGGUUCCUCCAGCAUGAUUCUGCAAGAAAAGCUAGGCGUCAGUCGAGGUCGUCGAUCUUCAUCUUCGCGAUCGCUUCGGAGUGGAAGGUCGUUUGCUAUAGCGAGUAGUGAUGAUGGAGAGUCGUUUGUGACGGCGAGUCAGACUUCUGUUUAUAUGGAUAAUCCGGAAGAGGAGGAGACUGAUAUUGAUGAGAGCUACUGUUCGCCAUGAGGUUAGGUGGAGCGAGAUGGGUGUUUCGGAUUGCUGUGCGUCCACCAAUCACUGAUUAAAAGUGGAUGUAAAGGAGACGAUCAAGUGAUCCCGGAUCUCUCGUUCUAAAGAAUGACUAUCUACUAUUUCUUUUCUUGUUUUCAUUGUUGUGAUUGUGUGGAGUUUGCAUGUACAUAUAGUCCUUUGAAGACCACACGCAGGCGUUAUUGGGCUGAUCAUUGAACGGGAUGCUAUUGUUUUUUAUAUGAGUGUGUGGAUGUGGGCGUCGAAAUAGGAGAAUAUCAAG